This is a messenger RNA of Cercospora beticola, 1186 nucleotides long. RefSeq names its product glycoside hydrolase family 43 protein. NCBI's taxonomy places the organism in Eukaryota, Fungi, Ascomycota, Dothideomycetes, Mycosphaerellales, Mycosphaerellaceae. Gene Ontology annotation, biological process: carbohydrate metabolic process. The record is from RefSeq and is a predicted model, not a curated record. Gene Ontology annotation, molecular function: hydrolase activity, hydrolyzing O-glycosyl compounds.
AUGAAGCUUUCUACUUUCCUGGCAGUUUUGCCGCUUUCAUUCAGCGGAGUCUCCGCUGCAAGCUAUUCCAAUCCUCUUCGCGAUGUCAAUGGAGGAGAUCCCAACAUCGUCUGGCACGAUGGUUGGUACUACUUCAUGAGCACAAAUUUUGCCAACUUGCAAAUGGCCCGAGCGAGGACGUUGGAUGGGUUGAAGAAUGGUGAGACGAAGCUCAUCUGGGCCGAUUCUGAACCAAGUCGCUGCUGCAAUGUAUGGGCACCAGAGAUGCACUACAUAGAUGGAGCAUGGCAUGUCUACUACUCUGCUGGACCUAAUCCGCUAAGUCGUCAAAGGUCGCAUGCCAUUCGAGGCGGCAGCACGCCUUGGGAUAUGUAUGGCUAUGCCGGCGAGCUUCAAACCCCUGGCUUCUUCUCAAUCGAUGGCACAAUCGUUCGUCUGCAAAAUCAGAACUACUUUGUGUAUUCGGGGUUCGUAAACGGAGGCUUCGAAGCUGGCGAGAAGCAAAAGCUUUACAUCACGCCCCUGACUGGUGCCACGACCACGGGCGAGCACAAAGUCCUCUCUGAGCCGACAGAAAGCUGGGAGCUGGUCGGGGAACCCGUCAAUGAGGGUCCUUAUGCUCUGUACAAUGGCAACAAAACUUUCAUCGCAUUCUCUGGGUCGUACUGCGGAACACCCUCGUACGCACUUGGCACUUUGGAAUGGACGGGAGGUGAUCCUAUGGAUAGCGCCAGCUGGGUCAAGACCGGCCCUCACUUUACAAGUGCGAAUGGAGAGUUCGGUACCGGACACAACAGCUUCUUUACCAGCCCUGAUGGUAGCGAGACUUGGAAUGUUUACCAUUCGACGCCCAAUUCUGGGGGAAAUUGCGGAGAUCAAAGGCGUGCAAAUGCUGUUGUGGUGAGAUGGAAUGAGGACGGCACGCCAGAUUUUGGCGUACCGCCUGGAUAUGGGCAGGUGCUUCCAGGGCCAAGCGGCGAGUGAAGACUUUUGGAUGAUUGGGCGCAGCUCAUAUUCCAAGAGUGAAUGAGCUAGUCAUGUCACGCGCGGUGGAAGUUGGGUUCACCCCACGCGUUGACCUUCUAUAGUCACGGCCUUGCAAGAUGUUUCCUCUGUAUCUCAUCUUGUGAACCUGUCACCUCAAAUCAGCACUAACAUAGAAUCAAUAUUCCAAGUGCGUCAGGAC